Molecule: messenger RNA, 669 nt
Organism: Lachnellula hyalina
Lineage: Eukaryota; Fungi; Ascomycota; Leotiomycetes; Helotiales; Lachnaceae
Gene: POLR3H
Product: DNA-directed RNA polymerase III subunit
Exons: 4
Coding region: 1-669 (222 amino acids)
Biological process (GO): transcription initiation at RNA polymerase III promoter; DNA-templated transcription
Cellular component (GO): RNA polymerase III complex
Source: RefSeq, a predicted model, not a curated record
AUGGAGAUUUCGAAGACCAAAAUAGCGGACCUGGUCCAAAUCGAGCCCAAAGACUUCAACAAGGACUCGAACAUGGCAAUCGAGGACAACAUAAACCUAAAAUAUUCGAAUAAAGUAAUCCAAAAAAUUGGGCUUUGCGUCUGCUUGUACGAUCUUCUAUCUGCUUCAGAUGGGCUUAUAGGUCAUGGCACUGGACUUAUCAACGUGAACGUGGAAUUCCGCAUGAUAGUCUUCCGCCCCUUCAAAAACGAAGUAAUCCUCGGCCGCAUCAGCAGCGCCAGACCACAAGGAAUCAACAGUCCGUACUCUCCCUUCCCCUCUUGUGUCUUUCCAAGACUAAAGCCAGCCACAGUCCGAACAAAAUUCUUCAAUGAAAUCUGGGUUCCGCUCGAGAAACUCCCAGCUGGAACAUACUUCGACGACACGGCCCAAGUAAUGAUCUGGGAACCCGACGGCGAGAAAAUGUACUUCGAUAACCACGAAACAGUGCGUUUCCGGGUAGAAGAGGAAGAGUGGAAUGAUGCUGCGCCUGUAGGACCAAAGAGGGAGGGCGUCGAGGUCGAGAGGAAGAGUCCGUAUAAGUUGGUUGUUAGUAUGGAGGAGCCGGGCAUGGGACCAUGUUUGUGGUGGGAUGAGGAUAUGGAGGGUGAAAUGGAAGUUGAUGGUUAG